This is a messenger RNA of Pochonia chlamydosporia 170, 855 nucleotides long. RefSeq lists its product as hypothetical. Bases 1 to 855 code for a protein of 284 amino acids. The transcript has a single exon. Lineage: Eukaryota; Fungi; Ascomycota; Sordariomycetes; Hypocreales; Clavicipitaceae. The record is from RefSeq and is a predicted model, not a curated record.
AUGCGACGAGACAGACAGCCAGCUGGAGCUCUGAUCUGGUCUGGUCUCUUCGAAACCUCCGCAGGUAACGACCAGACUGGACGCGACGGAAAUGGAGCCAGUGUCUGGAACUACUGUUUCAGCACAAUCCAGCGCAGCCGACAACCCGGAUUAAAAGACAGACGGAGUUCAAAAACGUUCACAAGUGAUGUUGAGGGAAAGGGAGAUGGAGAGGAGGCGUUGCAUCAUUCUUUUCAAAGAGUCAAGAAGUGCAUCUUGUUCAAAAGUGAGAUCAAUCGCGCAAAUGCAGUUUGGUCUGCAUUGUAUGACAUCAAAUAUCAACGGAGACCUCACCACACAUCAAUUGAUGGGUCCAACCAAAACUCUCAAUGUGCUGGUGUCACUGCGUCCAGAUGUCAGCUCAGCUUCCAAGUUCAGUUCGAGGCACGUCAUGGUUCAGCGCCAUCGUUGCUCCAAAAAUUCCAAGGCUUGCUUUUGGCUGCGUCUGUCCUUGGACCCCAUCUCUUGUACACCAAUUAUACAAUAAAAAAUGCAGAUCAUCCAUCCAUCUUGAACCAAAGAUUUCUCGCAUUGCACGACACAGAUGCCCGAGGCCACGCCAGCCACUAUCACGACAUGCAUGACCCAGUCAGUGAGUUCCUUGGCAGCGACGCACCAGACCAGAUAUCAUCUAUGACGGGAAAAUGCACAUGGGCCAAGUUUUGGUUCGAGUUUGCCUGGUGUUUGCAGGCUCGCACGUCUGACUUGUCCCUUUCCUCUGCAUGUGUGUUUAUGGCCAUUAAAACAUUUACCUGCAUCUGCAUGCCCACAUCCCAGAUUUCUGGCCACCUAGAAUCGUUGCUGAAAGUCAUUUGA